AUGAUUGUAGUAAGAAUAAUUAUUCCUAACAAAGAACCGAAUAAUUAAAUUAGAACUAAUUUAAAAAUAUCAGAAGAUCCUUGCAUUUUUAUAAUUUCUAGUUCAACUCACAAGUUUAGAUGGCAGAUUUAUUUAAUAUGGUUAAAAUUAACUUAAUUUGUUAGUGGAAAUGAAUGUAGAUCUGAGGGAAAAUUUAUUAAAAUAUUAAAAUUAAAACUACAUUAUUAGUUUGGUGCUAAUUUUGUUGGAAGUAAUUUGAGCGGAUCUCAAUUUGAAAAUUUAGAUAUUAGCGGAAUAAAUUUGAAUGGAGCGUAGUUAUUUAAUUGUACAUUGAAUAAAAUGAAAAUACAUGAAUUACAUUAAAUAGAUGCUCAUAGAAGUAUUGUAAAUUCAGUAAGCUUUUCAUCUGAUGAAAUUACGUUAUAAUCUGGAAGUGCAGAUUUAUUUAUUCGAUUAUGGGAUAUAAAGAGAGGUCAAUAAAAAGCGAAAUUAGAUGAUCAUAGUAGUGAAGUAAAUUCAGUAUGUUUUUCACCUGAUGGUAAGAAAUUAUCAUCUAGUGAGGUUAAUAAACAGCCAAAUUAAAUUUUCAUAAUACUUAUAUAAAUUCAAUAUACUUCUCUCCUGAUAGUUCUACACUAGCAUCUUCUAGCAAAUAGAUGUUAGAACAACACAAUACAGAACUAUAAUAGAUAAAUAUAGCCAUGUCUUUCUAUAAAUUUGCUUUUCUACAGAUGGUAAAAUAUAGGCAUCUGGCUGUUAUUAUCUUUUUUUAACAUUCUAUUUAUUAAUGGAAUGUUAAAAAAAAGAUAAUAACAAGCCAAAUUAGAUGGUCAUACUAGAGAAAUUAUAUCAGUCUGUUUCUCUCCUGAUGGAAAUACAUUAGCAUCUUGUAGUUUUGAUAACUCUAUCCGUCAAUGGGAUGUCAAAUCAGGAUAAUAAUAAGCCAAAUUGGAUGGUCAUACAAGGAAUUUUAGAUCAGUAAAUUUCUCUCCUGAUAGAAAUACAUUAAAUUCUGGUAGUAAGGAUUAGUCUAUCCGUCUUUGGAAAGUCAAAACAGGUUAAGAAAUUAAUUCCUCUGAUUCAUAUUACAAAGAUCUUUUAAAAUAAUUUAAGAUUCCACUACAAUAAAAUAGUCCUAUAUCAGAAGAUAAUAUUAAUUUUUUAUAUUUUUAGUUUCCAAUUAGAUCACUACACUCAUUAUAUCUUCAUAGGCAUUAUUCUAAGCUUAAGGAGCGCUUAUUUUGA
Messenger RNA from Paramecium pentaurelia, 1245 nucleotides. The record is from the annotation of a GenBank genome assembly. NCBI's taxonomy places the organism in Eukaryota, Ciliophora, Oligohymenophorea, Peniculida, Parameciidae.